UUGUGAACGGUCGUGCUCCGGUCGCAUGAGUAAGCAAGAUAUAGUGAAAAUAAAAAACCGAGAAGAAAAUUGUAAGAACCUACAGAUUGUGCCCAAGUCCAUAUAGGCUCUGUUCGUAUUUUCAAUUGAGGCAGUGCAGGCUAUAGGAACUGCCAUAAAUACCUUAUGUGAAAUAUAUAACUUAGUUAAUGUUGACAUCAAUUCAGCUUUGGCAAACAAAUUUAUAAUACUUACCGAAAAGCCUUGUUUAAAACCGAGUGGUACACAUUUUGGAUUACGGUCUUCCUUUUAUCGGUAUUGGAUUAACGUUGUUGCGACUAUGGCGACUAUCAACCCAGAAAAACUAUACAUGCAACUAAACGCAUCGGAAUUAGCGGCAAUUAUUAUGAAAGGUUCACCCAAUUCCAACGACCGUGAUGCGGGCUUUUGUUCCGCCAGUUCGGAAAGCGAAGGCGGAGACGAUCUGGCCAAUGACCACACGCGCAGUGGCAGUCCCGACAUCGGAACACAAGGAACACACGACUCGGCGGACUUUAGACCAAUACCUCUUGUCCGCAACAAACGCAAGAGCACGGAGCCCUCCAAAGUUGUGGAUUCUUCGACAUCCGCGGCAAGCUCGAUGCUUGGUCCUCCAUCUAGUGCGAGUAUGCAUGCUACUGGCCCGCUCAAAAAACGUAUACGCUACACGUCGUCUGCCGAUUCAGCGGUAAUGCUGACACCUCCUGCCAUAGACUCCCCACCACCCAACAGUUGUUUGCCUGCUACGCCGAGCUUGGAGUACGAAAUGAUGCCAAACCCGGCCCACAUAUUUGUCAGGCAUCCGGGAGUUACCACUCUGCACCGACCGUUGGCUGAUCAUCCGGAACAGCUAGAACCACUUGCCCUUGUAUCCAAGAAAACUCAACGCGUCCAAAAUGCGGCACAAAAGACGGAUAUUUGCUCUAACCUCCUAAGUGAAAAAGCAGCAAGUUCUAAAAAACCGCUAAAAAAGGCGCCAAAGCUAUCAACUGCAUCAACAUUGCUGGACGCUAUUCCAAACGAAGACGAGCCGAGCAGGGCGGGCUUGGGGUCUGACAUGUCUUCCUCCCGGUCCCACCAGCACCAACGCAACUACAAGAACAUGACCAGGGAGCGCCGCAUCGAGGCAAACGCUCGUGAGCGGACCCGUGUCCACACUAUAUCUGCCGCCUACGAGACGCUCCGCCAAGCCGUUCCAGCUUACGCGAGCACUCAAAAACUAUCCAAGCUCUCCGUGCUGCGGGUGGCCUGCUCGUACAUACUGACGCUGAGCAGGAUGGCUGGCGAGGACUACAGCGCUGAUCAGUCGGAGCCCUCCAUUGCUGAGUGCUUGGAGGCCGUAACUUCGACCAUUCAAACUGAGGGGAAAGUGAAGCGGAAGAAAGACGAGUGAACUGUCUAACUUGGUCGAUUAGGACGCGUUUUAAGACUUAAUGCGACUGAUUACUGAUAACCCAUUACUGAUUACUGCUACUACUUCUUAUAACAAAGUGUGCUCGAACUUAGGCCUAUCCUUCAUUCAGCAUUCCUACCUAAACGCCCUGAGUCUUAAAAAUAAUUGGGGUCACAAGUGGCCAAAUAGCUUUAAAAGUUUUCCAGGCUCUGUCAGGUUAGACAACCCAUAUAAGUUUAAGUAGACGGAAAACUAACCUUUUUGGGUAUGCAUGCAUACAAAUUGUUCAUAUUCAUAUUUUUAGAGUAAUAUACCAGCGAUGUGAUCCUAAUUUUAAAUCGCUUUUUACUGAAACGUGUUAUGCAGUACAAAUAUUAAGCACCAACAAAAUAAAAAGACAAUAAGCGUUUUUAUUAAACCUUAAAAAUUAUAAAUACAUAUAUACAUCUACAAUGUUUUAUCAAGAUUUUGUUUUAAACAGAAUUCUUGUUUAAAUAUAUAAGCUUUUAACCAGGAAAUGAAUAUAAAAUUAUCUUUGAAAAAACUUCACUAUACUUUUUUGACAUUUAUAAUUAAAUGUGCAUUAAUAAAAACAUUUACCCGUACCUCUUAACCAUAAACCCUAUACAAUUUGUUAAUAAGCAAUAAUGUGAGAAGUUAUACAGUUUUUAUUCUUCUAUCAAGAAGAUAAUGCAUAUGAAAAAUUAAAGAUUUUAGCAGUUAAAUUCUUUAAAAUCUAACUUAGGCUUCGUUUAAGACUACCUUCUGAACCAAAUUGAAAGCAAGAAAAAAUUUAGUCUGUGUGUAUAACUAUAGUCUUUUACUCCAAAACUGUAAUCUCAUUGUUUUACACGUAAGUGCCAUAAAAGCAGAAAAUAUACAAA
Messenger RNA from Drosophila ficusphila, 2295 nucleotides. It is a transcript of the gene net, whose product is annotated as protein atonal homolog 8. NCBI's taxonomy places the organism in Eukaryota, Metazoa, Arthropoda, Insecta, Diptera, Drosophilidae. The transcript is spliced from 2 exons. Bases 320 to 1411 code for a protein of 363 amino acids. The record is from RefSeq and is a predicted model, not a curated record. Gene Ontology annotation, molecular function: protein dimerization activity; DNA-binding transcription factor activity.